Messenger RNA from Cucumis sativus (cucumber), 2571 nucleotides. Its product is annotated as transcription initiation factor IIF subunit alpha. Gene Ontology annotation, biological process: transcription initiation at RNA polymerase II promoter; positive regulation of transcription elongation by RNA polymerase II. The record is from RefSeq and is a predicted model, not a curated record. The coding region runs from base 553 to 2169 and encodes 538 amino acids. Gene Ontology annotation, molecular function: RNA polymerase II general transcription initiation factor activity; TFIIF-class transcription factor complex binding; DNA binding. The transcript has 11 exons. NCBI's taxonomy places the organism in Eukaryota, Viridiplantae, Streptophyta, Magnoliopsida, Cucurbitales, Cucurbitaceae. Gene Ontology annotation, cellular component: nucleus; transcription factor TFIIF complex.
CAAUACUCGUUCCAUUGAUUUGGUUACAUUCAAAUCCCCAAAGAAGCAUCGUCUCGAAGUUAAAAAUCAAAUUGACAUUUAAAUUCAAACCUCGGUUACCAAAAGUUACAAAUACGAUAUAGUGAAAAAGGAGAAAAAAUAAAGGAAAAAGCAAAGCAAGGCAGCCCUAGAGAUCGGCCCUUCACGCUCUCUCCCCUUGAUCUCAGCUUUUCUCACCUCCACGUCGCCACCACCUUCUCUGCUGCCCUAUUGCUCAGCCGCCUCUGCGUGCUUCACCCUCGUUAAGCCGGCCGUCGCCAGCAGCAGAGACAACUUCACCCACCACCGGAUCUGUGACGACGACACAUGAUUAGACAGCGAACGCCUUCCUCUUCAUCGCUUUUAACGGCGCUUGCGAACCAAAAUCCUUACAAAUAGUUUCAAAUUAGAUGGUCUCACCCGUUAGGGUUUAACACAAUAUAUGUGGAGGGUCCUUGUUGCUUACUGACUGCCUUAGCAACCAAACGUAGGAGAGUCAGUUGUCUGAUUUGUGGCUGAAUUAAGGGGUGGGAGAUGUCGUUCGAUCUGCUCCUGAAGCAAUCGUGCAGUGGAUGUGGAUCCACGACGGAGUUGUAUGGGAGCAAUUGCAAGCAUAUGACAUUGUGUUUGACUUGUGGAAAAACUAUGGCGGAGAACAAGGGCAAAUGUUAUGAUUGUGGGGCUACUGUAACUCGCUUAAUAAGAGAAUACAAUGUUCGAGCAAGUGCAAGUAACGACAAGAACUACUUCAUCGGUAGGUUCAUGAGUGGGCUUCCGAACUUUUCGAAGAAGAGAAAUGCUGAGAAUAAAUGGUCUCUUUACAAGGAAGGUCUACAAGGACGCCAACUUUCGGAUGCCCUUCGGGAAAAGUACAAGAAUAGACCUUGGCUGUUGGAAGAUGAAACAGGCCAAUUUCAAUUCCAAGGUCAUCUUGAGGGUUCACAGUCAGCAACAUACUACUUGCUUGUAUUGCAGGGAAAGGAAUUUACUGCCAUUCCUGCAGGUUCUUGGUACAACUUCAAUAAAGUGGCACAGUAUAAGCAACUUACAUUGGAGGAGGCAGAAGAAAAAAUGAAGAAUCGAAAGAAAACGGCAGAUGGAUAUGAAAGAUGGAUGAUGAAAGCUGCAAGUAAUGGUCCUGCUGCAUUUGGUGAAGUUGAGAAGUUUGAUGACAAAGAAACUGUUGGUACAAGUGGUAGGGGACGGAGAAAAACUACGGGUGAUGAGAAUGAAGGCAACGUCUCGGAUAGGGGAGAAGAAGACGAAGAAGAAGAGGCAGCAAGGAAGAACAGAUUGGGACUCAGUAAAAAGGGCGGUGGUGAUGAUGAUGAUGAGGAAGGUCCUAGGGGUGGUGACCAUGAUUUGGAUGAUGAUGAUAUUGAGAAAGGGGAUGAUUGGGAGCAUGAAGAGAUUUUUACUGAUGAUGAUGAAACUACUGCUCCAGAUCGUGAAGAAAGGGAGGAUUUAGCCCCUGAAGUUCCUGCACCUCCAGAAAUCAAGCAGGAUGAAGAAGAUGAGGAUGAAGAAAAUGAAGGGGAAGGGGGGCUGAGCAAAUCUGGGAAAGAGUUGAAGAAAUUGCUCAGACGUACUGGGGGUCUUAAUGAUUCAGAUGGAGAGGAUGAUGACGAUGAUGACGAUGUGGAUGAGGAUACUGGUGGCACUCCCGUCUUACCUUCGAAGCAGAAGGAUACAGUUAAAGAAGAAGCUGCAGCCAACAGUCCCUCAAAACCAACACCUUCUGGAUCUGCCAAGGGAACCCCUUCUACUGCAAAAACGGCAAAGGGGAAAAGGAAAAAUGGUGAGGAUGUGAAACCAUCCAGUGCACCUCCAAAGAAAAUGAAAACAGAGACGGAAUCAAAGGCUACAGAUGAAGGUGUGCCAACUUCUAAAAGUACGGCCUCAAAAGGUGCACCAGCAUCAGUCAAAACUGAACCAUCAUCGCAUUCUGGACCUGUUACUGAGGAAGAAAUUAGGGCUGUCUUGCGGCAAAGAACACCUGUAACUACACAGGAUCUUGUUGCAAAAUUCAAAGCAAGAUUACGAACUCCGGAGGACAAGAAUGCUUUUGCAGAAAUACUUAGGAGAAUUUCAAGGAUUCAAAAGACGAACGGAGGUCCGAGUUACGUUGUGUUGAGAAAACCUGAAGACUAGAAGAAUCAAGUUAAUGCUUCAUCUUUGUGAUGUAGCUGGUUCAUGAUUCCUUACUGGUUGGUGUGUUAUGGUCGUUGAGUACAAUGUUUACGUGUCGAUACUCUAUGCUGCAAAAGCUUGAGAGGGCCUCCUCUUUCACAUGUGAUGUGAUGAACUUGAUAUGGUACACUUUUAUCUAGGCAAAUGCAAAGGAUAAAUUUAUGGAUUUGAUAGAGGCAUUCACUAUUGGAAUUUAAGUUUAAGAAGAUAUAGGUAUACGUUGAGAAAGAAACGAAAAAUUCUUCAGACAUUUUGUCAUAUUGGUUGUCAUUUUAACUUUGGCAUUUUCUCAGAGACGUUUCUAAAAUAAUGCUCGGAGUAAAAUAAUAUUAAAAUAAAUAGGGUGUCCUUGGUUUUGUUGAA